UGCUUCUUUGAAUCAUUCUCCUAGGGAGCUCUCUCUACAAACGACCGGUGUUGGACUCGCAGUGUCGUCGUGGAUUUCUUAUACCCUUUUUCUCGAUCGGAAGCUUCCAAGUUUCAUCCAAGAUUACAAGCUAGAAAAGCUGGGAUGGCGGGAGAGGAUGGUAUUGAUAUGUCAGCUCUGAAGUCCGAAUUGACCGAAACUGAUAUUAAUUGGAAACAAGAAAUGGAAAAGAGCCAGUGCGAGGUGGAUGCAUUGCAAGCAAAACUUUUCGAGGUAAAAGAUUGCACAAAGGAUUCAGAAGAAGAUGGAAAGAAGGAGUUAGAUGUUCUCUGGCGAAGAGUCAGAACUGCUGCAACAUUGAUGACACACUUGAAAGUAAAAGCUAGAGUCCUUGCUGUUCCUCAUUUGGCCCAUAUGAUAUGUGGUAUCAAACAACUAGAUGGAACGGGACUUGUUGACAGAAAUGGCAUUCCAUUGCCGGGCUGGUCUAGGGAUGUAGAUCUACCCGCUUUUGAUGAUUCAGAUGAGGAAGCAUGGAUUAAACAUUCUAGUGAACAAGGUUCUCUCCAUGAUCAAGAUGGAGCUUAUAUUACUGAAUUACUGAGGUGUGUACAGACAGUUACAGACGUUAUGGAAAAUCUUGUUAAGAGGGUUAUACUGGCUGAAUCGGAGACUGCUGUUGAGAAGAAGAAGGUGACUGUAGGUGAGGAAGAGAUUAGAAAGAAGGCACUCGAAAUUGAAAACAUGUCUAUUAAGUUAGAAGAGAUGGAAAGAUUUGCAAUGGGUACAAACUGUAUCUUAAAUGAGAUGCGCCAGAGAGUUGAAGAUUUAGUUGAAGAAACAUCUCAACAGAGGCAAAGAGCUGCAGAAAAUGAGCAAGAGCUUUGUCGUGUUAAGCGAGACUUUGAAUCUCUGAAGACGUAUGUUAAUAGUCUUAUUAGUGUGAGAGAAACACUCCUCUCAUCAGAAAAGCAGUUUCAGACAAUUGAAAGGCUCUUUGAACGGCUGGUUGAGAAAACAACUCAGUUGGAGAGUGAGAAGAUGCAAAAAGAGGCCGAAGUACAGAAGCUUAUGGAAGAGAAUGUGAAGUUAACUGCUUUACUUGACAAGAAAGAGGCCCAACUCCUAGCAAUGAAUGAACAAUGCAAGGUUAUGGCACUGAGUGCUUCUAAUAUCUAGUUUGACAUGCUUAUACAGAUGCCAUCUUUAUCACAUUGACCUCACCUUAACACCUGUUAUCCUUCCAGAAGAUUAAGGUGAGUUUAGCAGAUGAAUUCUGUUUUGGCUUCUGUUCUUGACUACAAUCCAAGAGAACCCAUUGCCUGUAAUUGUGCUGUAUUGGCUCAUUGAGCGAAGUAAUCCCAUUAACUAGACACAAUUGUACUUAAAUCUAAUAGAAAAUGUUGUUGCAUCAAGUUUGGUUUCAAGUCA
Ipomoea nil (Japanese morning glory) is the source of this 1431-nucleotide messenger RNA. RefSeq names its product golgin candidate 5-like. NCBI's taxonomy places the organism in Eukaryota, Viridiplantae, Streptophyta, Magnoliopsida, Solanales, Convolvulaceae. The coding region runs from base 145 to 1179 and encodes 344 amino acids. The transcript is spliced from 3 exons. The record is from RefSeq and is a predicted model, not a curated record. Gene Ontology annotation, biological process: response to red or far red light; negative gravitropism.